UUGUAUGCCGUCUAGAGAUAAUAAUGAUAAGCUGUACACCUAACUUCAAGAUAAAACAAUAAAUUCGGAAUGAAUAAAGUGUGUGCAAUUAUUCUGUGUACUCUAUCAGUAUUUUUUUUUCCAAACGAAGUGAAUGCCGAAUGUCCUCUAGGAUGGGUGCAUUAUGAUAUUUCCUGCUUCUUGUUCAGUACAAACGCUUUGAACUGGUACAACGCACACGGGUCAUGUAGAGCGCACAGUGCUAGAAUUGCUGAAGUUAACUCAGUUGACGUGAUGGCAUACUUACGUCAGAUGGCAAAAUCUUACGGCUAUGAUUAUUGGUUAGGAGGACGUGAUGAUGUGAUUGAAGGUUUCUGGCAAUGGUCAAGUACGGGAGAAAAUUUCACGGUAUCCGAUUGGGCCCCAGGGGAGCCAGAUGAUGCAUCUAACAGCCAAGAUUGUCUCCUUAUCUGGAAAUCAGCUGAUUAUCAGUGGGAUGAUCAACAGUGCACCACUAACUAUCGUUAUAUCUGUGAAUCGGAAUACCCUGGAGAAGCAGUGAUUGGAUGAACAUUUGUGAUACAUCUGUCAUCGAUAUAAUUAAAACGUUUAUAUAA
Molecule: messenger RNA, 596 nt
Organism: Mytilus trossulus (common blue mussel)
Lineage: Eukaryota; Metazoa; Mollusca; Bivalvia; Mytilida; Mytilidae
Product: perlucin-like protein
Exons: 5
Coding region: 70-549 (159 amino acids)
Molecular function (GO): signaling receptor activity
Source: RefSeq, a predicted model, not a curated record